Tribolium madens (black flour beetle) is the source of this 726-nucleotide messenger RNA. RefSeq names its product 60S ribosomal protein L13-like. Gene Ontology annotation, molecular function: structural constituent of ribosome; RNA binding. Gene Ontology annotation, biological process: translation. The transcript is spliced from 2 exons. Gene Ontology annotation, cellular component: ribosome; cytosolic large ribosomal subunit. Bases 83 to 679 code for a protein of 198 amino acids. NCBI's taxonomy places the organism in Eukaryota, Metazoa, Arthropoda, Insecta, Coleoptera, Tenebrionidae. The record is from RefSeq and is a predicted model, not a curated record.
GCCAUUUUGAAAGUUUCUUCAACUGUCUUUCGAUUUAACACUUUCCUUUCUGCWCGUGUUACUACUAGAAUUGAAGCUAAAAAUGGUUCGCCAUAACAAUAUGAUCUCUAAUGGCCAUUUCCAUAAGAAAUGGCAACAAAGAGUGAAAACCUGGUUCGACCAGCCUAUGAAGAAACUCCGGCGUAAAGCUCUACGUGCUAAGAAGUCGCGUCUGGUGGCUCCAAAACCUACUGAACUUCUGCGACCUUUGGUGCAUUGCCCUAGCGUACGGUACAACCGUAAAGUUCGAGCAGGACGUGGAUUUACUCUUCAAGAGUUGAAACAGGCUGGUAUGAAUGACAAAUAUGCGCGAACUUUUGGGGUUGCUGUAGACCCCCGACGCAGAAAUCGUUGYAUUGAGUCAAUYGCUGGUAAURUCCAACGAUUGAAAGAGUAUAAGAGAARGUUGAUUUUGUUGCCUGAGAAGAAUCARACUGUARAAAUUGAUGAUGGAAAAGGUUUGAAUAAGGUUACAGGGGCUCYAAGUAAAAUUAAGGCGAGAAAAGUGAGUGAASAGRAGAAGAAAUUUGAAGCUUAUGUCACUCUGAGACGUGCUAGAUGCGAUGAGAAGUAUGCCGGGAUUAGGAYGAARCGGAAGCUUAAAAAAAGUGAAGUUUUUGAGRGUGGCAAAGUUAACUGAUUUGUUUUUCUAGUUUUUUGAGAAAUAAAGUUAAGCUUUUGUCUACA